Molecule: messenger RNA, 486 nt
Organism: Dibothriocephalus latus
Lineage: Eukaryota; Metazoa; Platyhelminthes; Cestoda; Diphyllobothriidea; Diphyllobothriidae
Source: the annotation of a GenBank genome assembly
CUGUCCCAGGUGUCUUCCCCCGCAUUUUCGAAGUUUGAAGCCAAAAGGAAGAAAGUAGCCGACAAGAGUUCGAGCACAGUUAAGAGCAUUUUAAAAAUUGCAAGAGGUUGGUCUUACAUCGCUUUAUUACAGUGUUUAGAUUCACAAAAUAGUACCUCUCAUCUACCCGAUGAGGCUGCUCAAGCCCAAAAGGAGUUUAAUCGAGUCCUCCAGAAAUGGAAACACUCCACAGCUUCUGAUAUAUGGCGACAGGAUGCUUCAACUGAACAAAAGGAGGAAUUGAUUAAUGCAAUUGAACGUUUUCUCACAGUUUGGAUACAUCCAUGGGCAUUUGCUCCUCGUACAACUGAUGAUGAGGAGAUUGAUCUAAAGCUUCAGGACAAAAUCAGAUCUUUGCAUUGGGUUAAUCAUGUCUCUUUAGAGGCGCCGAUUGAUCCCUCUUCGCCCGGCCAGUCUCUGCAUCUUGAGUCCGCUAUACUAGGUUAG